AAGCUUUAAGAAUAAAUGCGUGAAAACUAGAGUAAAAUGGGUAAAACAUGUGACUUAUGUGUGUGUUAGACCUAUACUACUUGGCGGAGUUAAAAAAUAAGGAACAAACGGUGUCCUAAAUUUCAGUUCCUGUCAGUUCGUCACCUCGAUGACUAUCUUCCUCUAAUCCCCGAGUUAGAUAGUUUAAAUAAACUCUUUUUUUUCUGAGCAGGAAUUCAGGGGAUCAGUGUUACACUUUUCCUAUAGGAUUAAAGAGAUCUUCCUCUGCUGUUGAAUGGAGGCAGGGAGCCCACCGUUGGCCGGCCCUGAAGGCCCAGGGUGCCCUUUUGAUCAUUUCAGUCUCUCCUCGGUGCAAACCUCCUGAUUGGCCCAGAGAGUAAGAAGGGGGAAAAUCUUUAAUUAAGCAGAUAAUCUCUUGUUGGGGACGAGAGCAGCUCCAUUUCAGAGCCCCCUCCUUGAAUCCUGGAAGCCUCCUGGAGAAGUUUCAUGUGCUGCUAGCUCAGUUUCCUCUCCAUCGUUGGACCGUCUGCAGGCUCUGGACUGGAUCCCCCUCACCUGUCAGAAUGUUCAUGCAUUUGGAGGUUUUCUAUUACAUCUUCAUUCUCCUAGCUAACAUGAGGUGCUACUGCUGCUGGUGAGUUUCAUUUACAGUGAAAUGUUACUUAUUUUUUAGGGUAAAUUUUGUUUCCUAAUUAUGUUCAUCCGCAGAUAGUUUCUACAGUGUCACCAUCUGCAACACAAUCAUCUGUAAAAGCUAGUUUUUGUGCUUUUAUUCUCACUUCAAUCAUUCUGCUCAUUCCUUAAGUUAUUUUUAACCAAAUUUAUUUUGAUUUCUUGAGAAUUUAAUAAUGAAACCAGAAAAUUCCUUGUGGCGAGGACAUAACAUUCAAACAAUUUAUUGAUUGUUGUAUGAAAUCUGCACAUAGGCCUACUACUUCUAUCAUUAAUAUUGAAUAAAAAGUCCUAAAGUGUCUUUAUAUGUUGCUUAAAGACAAGAUUAUGCUUUUCAUGUACAUUUCAAGCCAUUCCUCAGAUAGUUUGACUCAUCAUACUGUUUAUUUCUAGUGAGAAUGUGGAGAUUAUCUGGACCAAAGUCCGCUCAUUUACAUUUUAAAAGCAAUUUUAAAAAAAAGCAUUUAAAGAGAUUAAAACCAGUUUUACCCUGUCUUAACAUUCAUGACCGAAAAUUUCAUGGCUUUUGGAAGGAAUAGCAUUGGUCUUUUAGGAUUAAUCCUAAUAUAUAACAGAAUGUGGCAUAUUCAACAUAAGUUAGCGGCAUAUUUCACAAACUUGCAACCCUGAAUUUAAAUUCUGAUUUAGUCCCAAAAGCAGGCAAUCUUUUAGCAUAUAUCUGCCUCUUUUCAAAGUAUAUCUAAAGACGUAUUUAGAGGCAUUGAUCACUAUCAUUUGAGAUUUUGUCACGAUUUUAAUCAUGGUAAGAAAACAUUAGUAAAGCUUUUUGUAUCAGUUAGCAGACCUUAGAAAGAACUGCUUUUGAGUUGCCAGGUUGUGGAAGCUCCUCUAGAUAUGAUUGGACUUAAAAUCCAUUUUAUCAGCAACAUACAAACACACAAAACUGCAGAUUUCUAUGUCUUCAACGUUUCUUCUUGGCAUUUUAGCAUCUAACAAGGACAAACUGAGUGAUUAAAAAUGGGUUACCAACAAUUAUAAAUGCAUUUUAAACACUAUCUACUGGCAUUUCUUACAAACUCACAGCGGUAAACUCUACAUAACUUUAAUCUCACACACAUUUCCUUAAGUCUGCCUCCACUUUUACAUUUCUAUACAUGUUUUAAAGCAAAAGUAGCUGUAUUUUCUCUGAGGUUUGGUCUGGCGUCGGGGUUUAACAUGUUACACGGGGCACUAACUAAUGAGAGAUGUUAGUGGAGGAAUUUGUUGAGGACACUGAGCUUCCCUGAGUGAAUCAGCUUUCUCCUUUUCCAGGUCAGUGAAUAAUUUCCUGAUGACUGGACCCAAGGUAAGCCAACUCUCUUUUGAUCUAGCUGCCUGUCCUUUUCACUGAUAGAGAGAGAGAGAGAGAGAGAGAGAGAGAGAAUGAGAGAGAGCGUGGGCUUACAUGUUGUCCUCGUGAUGUUUUAACUCAAGUGCAUUGGCGCCUGUCUGUUAUAUCAGUGAUAUACUCAGCUCCUUUGUGAUUUCCCCCCUCCCUCUGUCAUACACUUGACCUUACUCAGAGGCCCUGUGUAUCUGUGGAUGAAUGUUUUAAGAGGCCGGGGCAGGCAUGGCUGUAGUGGGUGGUCAUCAUUAGUGAGCCAGACCCCUGCGAAAGAGGAGGUACUCCACCUGCCACUUGAGACAUAUUAGUUAUAUUAUCGUUCACACAGUCCGAUAAAACAGCGAACUGGGCGGGUGAGAGCAGAGGACACUUCGAAAUUGUUAAAGCAUCAAGAAGGGUCUAGAAAGUAUUAUGUUUUUUGCCCUUAUCUCUCCAGUCAAAGAUAUACGUUACCUACCAGUUCUUGAAAAAUAACAAAGUAUAACUCAUUAGCAAACUCUCAUGCAUUUGUUUACACCUUGGCUUUUUUGUCCUGGUUAUGGAAUAUUUUUCUUCAGAUAAGGAGUAAAAAAUUGACACCAGUGGGAAGACGGAAAUGCAAAGGAGGCUGAAAUUAACCAAAAUAACCUUUUCUUGAUCCUUUCACGUCUAAAAUUGGAUCUUAAAUGAGGAUUUUAACUAGUAAUCUGUGAUUUUGUCACAUAAAUGGUUUCAAAUAGUCACACUUGAGCCGUCACUUCUGACUCCAUUGAACUCUGUGAUUUAGGGUCAGUCUUAAUCUGGUGAUUUACUCCCAAAAUAACAUUUAUAUUACUGAUUUGAUAGGAUAUAUUCGGCAAGAUUCAUCCAAUCACAUUUCAACUGAAUACAGAUGUGGCAAACAAAAAGCACACAAUCCCUCUAGAGAGUCCCAUCUUCAAAAUGCUUAUUUUCAAUGAGUCACUAAUUCUUGUCUGAUAAAAUUUCAUACUCCACCUUUAAAUUCUCAUGUCUUUUGGGCUUCAGGCGUACCUGAUUUACUCCAGCAGUGUAGCAGCAGGAGCUCAGAGCGGCAUUGAAGAGUGCAAAUACCAGUUUGCGUGGGACCGCUGGAACUGCCCCGAGAGAGCUCUGCAGCUGUCCACGCACAGCAGCCUGCGCAGCGGUGAGUCCAGAGUCCCCGUCCCCCCCAGUCUCAAAACUGCAGGGAGAGAAGCUUCGAGAGAUACACAUCUAAAGGGGGAAACAUGUCUGAUGAAAUUUCACAGAUGUUUUGUAACUGUGUGCUUCUGUUUGUUGCAUGUUUUUGUGUCAGAGGGGAGGGUUUAUCUCCCUCUGUGAAAAAGAGAUGUUUGCUCAUCACCCCCUCCCUUUGGGGUACUUACAGUGGGCACGGUUGCUAGAGGCAAAACAAACACUCUAAUCCGUAUCACAACAUCCCCCAGAAUCACUGCCUCUGUUUGCAGCUUAUUAAAGCCUAAUGUCUUCAGCGGUAUAAAAUGAACUUCAUGUAGGCACAGCUUAGAGUAUGUCCUUUGAGGCUGCUUUGAUGGUUCUGAACAGAAACAGAGAAAUAUGGCUUUUGGCUGAGUUUAAAUUAUUGAUCUAGUUAGAUAAAAUUUAUUACUAAUGUAAUUUAUAACCUAUUAUGAGUGAUUGAUUGAUUUACUCUCUUAAAAAGUCGGAUUUUUCUUGCAAACCAUCACCUUCAUAUGCAACAUGAAUACAUAGCAUAUGAUCUCAACACACAGAAUCAAAGGCCUCAGGUUUAGUGAUUAAAUUUAGUACCUUAUCUCAAAAUUGACUUCUUUAAACUGAGUUCAUUACGAUAUGGUGGUUUUGAUCUUGUAGUACCUUGAUCUGCGUAUUGAGAGUGUAUUUGUGUGUCUCCGUUGACAGCGAAUCGAGAAACGGCGUUCGUUCACGCCAUCAGCUCCGCCGGAGUCAUGUACACUCUAACAAGGAACUGCAGCCUGGGAGACUUUGACAACUGCGGCUGUGACGACAGCAGGAACGGACAAAGAGGUCAAAGAAACACACAAACACAACAGAGGUUAAAUUACUCAUAAACACUUGAUGGCUUUAACUGAAUUUUUUUUGUUUUGGUUUUGACAGGUGGUCACGGUUGGUUGUGGGGUGGCUGUAGUGACAACGUCGGCUUCGGAGAGGCUAUUUCCAAACAGUUUGUGGAUGCUCUGGAGACCGGGCAGGACGCACGUGCAGCCAUGAAUCUUCAUAAUAACGAGGCCGGCCGUAAGGUACAGUAGGUGCUCACAGCUUCGAGUGAUGUUUCUGCCUUUAAUUGAAACCUUACUGUAUGUAAACUGGGUGGCAGCUCCCUUUAAAUGUGGAGAAUCUCUCUCAGCCCUCCGACUGAUUCUGCCGUGUGAAGCACCUUUUGAAUCAAUGUUCCCCGCUCAGAAUAACCCUGAGUGUGCCACCCAAGCAUCCCUUUCACGUCGCUAUAAGUGAGGUGCCACUCGUCCCCGAUAAAAACAGUGUGUUCGGUGUACCAGAAGGGCCUAUUUACCAGCGCUGAAUGCCCCUUACGACAAUACCUCAACUCGAGAAUCUCAGGAUCACUGGUGCGAGCUUUAAUUAGAGAUCCUGCAGAGCCAGACAUCGCCCAGCAUUCUGUAUUAUGCUGCUUUUUUAAAAUAAGUGUUUAGUUUUUAUUCUUGCAAUAAGGAUCCCACAUUUAUGUUGGUCUUUGUUUGGCCCCAGGGGGGAGUCUGAGGGGACCACAGGCGUGCAGCUGAAGUGCUCUUUGUUUAUGGUGCCUUUGCUCCCCCCUGUUAGGCCUGGGGAUCCCCAUGGCACCUGGAGCAUCAUUGUAACAGAAAAAAAUGGGGAUAGAAAGAGAGAAAAACUCCUUUUUCAUUUCUUUCUUCAAUAGGACUCUCCAUUGGGUCUUCUCACACUAAAACAUGUUGAUAAUGAACAUGCUAAAUAAAUACUCCUAUUUCUUCUGGGGGACAAUAGGGCUCAAUGUGAAACUUUGAUUCAGCCUCACCUCCGGAGAAAGUUCAUCCCGUCCUCGAGGAAAGAAAACGUUUUCCUUUUCAAACGGCAGCUGGUUUUGUGUCGGGGAAAGUCAGGAAACACUGAGGAUGACAAAAACACCCGGCAGAGGCCCUUGAAGCUAUCACUUCUUCUUUUCAGCGUAUUCAUCCCUUUUUUAUUUAACUGGAAGACUUACAUUCAGUUAAUUUGACAACACAUCAAUCAAAAGACAAUGGACAUUGUGUCUUUAACGCACACACAUCCAUACAUUGAUGUGCACAUUUGUAGGAACCGUAUCUUUGUCUUAACUCUACUUUUGAUAGAAAACUGAUGUUCUUCGUUACAAUAAACUAUAAACACAUGACUAUUGUUUCCUUUCCUUCUUUGCUGUGUCUCCAGGCUGUUAAAGGAACCAUGCAGAGGACGUGUAAGUGCCACGGCGUCUCAGGUAGCUGCACCACUCAGACCUGCUGGCUGCAGCUCCCAGAGUUCAGGGAGGUGGGGAUCUACCUGAAGGAGAAGUACCACCGCGCUCUGAAAGUGGACCUCCUACGAGGUGCAGGAAACAGCGCGGCCAGCCGGGGGGCCAUCGCCGAGACUUUCAGCUCCAUCUCCCGUAAGGAGCUCGUCCACCUCGAGGACUCCCCCGACUACUGCCUGGAAAACCGCACACUCGGCUUGCCGGGCACAGAAGGCCGGGAGUGCCUCAAGAAGGGCAAGAACUUGAGCAAGUGGGAAAAGCGGAGCUGUAAGAGGCUGUGCGGGGAGUGCGGACUGGCCGUGGAGGAGCGCAAAGCCGAGAUGGUGUCGAGCUGUAAUUGUAAAUUCCACUGGUGCUGCGCGGUGAAGUGCGAGCAGUGCAGAAAGACAGUGACCAAGUACUUCUGCGUGAAGAAAGGCGGUCAGAGGGGGAGGAAUGAGAGCGCAGGGAGCCGCCGGAAGAACCUCAGACUGAGGAAGAAGCACUGAGCGUCUUCACUUUCACCUUUUGUUGACAUUUUUCGACCAGUGCGACUUUGUUUUGGACAAAAACUUAGCAAAAACACAAGUUCAGACCAUCCUCUUUGUCAGUUUUGUAUUGAGAGUUGAAGACAGUGGGAUGUGCAAAACAACAAGAGAGAGAUGAGAAGUGAAGGGUUAAAACGUUGUAGAUUUUUUGGUAAAUAUGUAUUUAAGAUAUAUUUUUAUACUUUGUAAAACAUUUUGAAGGCAUUUAAAAAGCUUUUCUCUGGAUUUAAGACCCCCCACGUUCUGGUUUAUUUAUUUUCACAUGAAAACCUCGGACCAAACUGUUGAAAUUAAAGAUUGAAAAUAAGCAUAUUGAGCUUAAACCCACAGCUGUCAAGAGGAUUUUUCUUGAGUAAUCUUUGUAUAUUUCAAAUUUCACCUCAAAGAUUUCCGUUUAUUCAGAGAAAUUUUGUUUUUUUCAGGGACUGUCUGCCCUCCUGACCCCUGCUGCCCUCUUGAUGUAUUUAAUUGUAUAUUAAAUGAAGCACUUUGUACUGUACAUUGUUAAUUUAUUUCACGGCAUUUGCUAGUUUUUCUUUGUUGUUUAGUUGCCCUUUGUGGUUUGUCUUCCGUUAAAAUGUAUGAAAAGUAAUAAAUCCUUCAAUCUUACUGAUCAUUCA
Molecule: messenger RNA, 6627 nt
Organism: Xyrichtys novacula (pearly razorfish)
Lineage: Eukaryota; Metazoa; Chordata; Actinopteri; Labriformes; Labridae
Source: the annotation of a GenBank genome assembly